Molecule: messenger RNA, 1525 nt
Organism: Acipenser ruthenus (sterlet)
Lineage: Eukaryota; Metazoa; Chordata; Actinopteri; Acipenseriformes; Acipenseridae
Product: sesquipedalian-1-like
Exons: 3
Coding region: 488-1339 (283 amino acids)
Biological process (GO): retrograde transport, endosome to Golgi; receptor recycling; endosome organization
Cellular component (GO): trans-Golgi network; recycling endosome; early endosome
Source: RefSeq, a predicted model, not a curated record
CUUGUUUGCAUAUUUAAAUGCUACACAUAAAGCCUUCAAAAAUAUAUUUCAUAAGGAGUUUUUAAAAUAUAUAUAUAUAAAUUUCAGCUGAGACGCGUCACGUGGUUCUACGUUGUUAAAAAAAGAAAGGAAAAAAGGAGACGGGAGAGGAGAGAGGCUGUUUCCUGUGCGUGUGAAGAAAGUGUAGGAAUUAUGUUUGGUUUUUGUGGAAUUGUCUUAUUUGAAAACCAUUCGGCUUCAUCGCGCAAAAAUACACAAUCUUAGAAAAUACUUUUGUUUUUAUCUCUAGAUCUCUGGAUUCGUUCCCCGGCCUUCUUGUGUGUUGUGCAGGCAACGACACGCUCCGACCGGAAAGGAAAUACCAACACUGGUUGAUGUGUAGACCAGGAACUGCAGAAUAGUUUAUAAACAGAAGCGUGCAAAGAUGGGCUUAUUGCAGUCCAAAGACCUUCUGCAUGGAACUUCCCUUUACUGCCCCUAGCUACUCAUGAAACCCAAAAGCGACAAGAUGAAGCUGAACGAGCGCAGCGUGGUGCACUACGCCACCUGCGACUCCCCGGCAGACAAGACGGGGCACCUGUACAAGAAGGGGGAGCGCAACACGGCCUACCACCGCCGCUGGUUCGUGCUGAAGGGCAACAUGCUGUUCUACUUCGAGGACAAGGAGAGCAAGGAGCCCAUCGGGGUGAUCGUCCUGGAGGGCUGCACGGUGGAGCUGUGCGAGUCCAUGGAGGAGUACGCCUUCGCCGUCAAGUUCAGCUGCGCCAAGUCACGUACGUACAAGAUGGCGGCCGAGAGCCAGGCGGGCAUGGAGUCCUGGGUGAAGGCCCUGUCUCGGGCCAGCUUUGACUACAUGCGGCUGGUGGUCCGCGAGCUUGAGAAACAGCUGGAAGAAAUGCAGACCCUGCACGGCCUCCCGGGCACCACGCGCUCCCACAGGAAGUCAUCAGGGCGCGCCAAGUCCAAAUCAAUCUCGGCUGCUGCUCCCACUGUGGCGGCUCUCGCCAAAGGACCACAGGCAACAUACAACCGCUCGCGGGAGGAGACGGUCCAUUUCGCACCUGCUGCGAAGGAAAACGGCGUGGCCUGGAACAAGCCAAACGUUGUGCUCAAUGGAUUGUGUCCAACUUACCAAGGGUCUAAAACCCUACCAGGGGAGAGUAGCAAUGAUGGGACUAAACCCCCUCCUGUACCCCCCCGAAGGAAAACUGCCACUGGCGGGGUGACCUCCACCUUGGAAAGCCCUGUUUCACCUGGGACGGUCUGCUUUUCAAAGCUGCACGAUUGGUACGGUAAAGAAAUCACUGCCCUGAGGACACAGUGGCAGCAAGACCAAUAGAAACAGGCUUCCUUAAGAAGUGACCAAGAAUCACAUGUGUGGAUGCUGGAUCAUGGAAACUCUUCAUUAGACCUAAAAUGUAUUUUUGCUUUUGGAAAGCUAACGUCAGGGGGUUGGGAGAGGGUGAGCAAAUUUUUUUUUUUGUUCCUUUCACACGCUGGAGGCUUAUUUUGGGGGGGGGGGGGG